Molecule: messenger RNA, 1408 nt
Organism: Etheostoma spectabile (orangethroat darter)
Lineage: Eukaryota; Metazoa; Chordata; Actinopteri; Perciformes; Percidae
Product: tiggy-winkle hedgehog protein
Exons: 3
Coding region: 102-1346 (414 amino acids)
Biological process (GO): intein-mediated protein splicing; protein autoprocessing; regulation of gene expression
Molecular function (GO): calcium ion binding; patched binding
Source: RefSeq, a predicted model, not a curated record
GAGAGAGAGGAGAGAGAGAGAUGGACAGUCAGUCAGACGGAUCUACAGUAUAGUAGUUAUGGCACCUGCCCUGCUCCAUUUGAAGAGGGAGAGAUAGCGUGAUGUCAGAGAUGGUCCUGAUGAGAGCGACGCUGUCAGUGGCCCUCUGCCUGCUGCUGGCGUCCGUUGGCUCGUGCUGCGGACCAGGCAGGGGACACGGGAAGCGGAGGCACCCCAAGAAGCUGACACCGCUUGCGCUGAAACAGUUCAUCCCCAACGUGGCAGAGAAAACCCUGGGGGCCAGCGGCAAGUACGAGGGCAAGAUCACGCGCAACUCGGACAGGUUCAAGGACCUGGCUCCCAGCUACAACCACGACAUUAUUUUUAAGGAUGAGGAAAACACCAACGCAGACCGACUCAUGACACAAAGGUGUAGGGACAAACUGAACUCUUUGGCUAUUUCAGUCAUGAAUCAGUGGCCCGGGGUUAAGCUUCGAGUCACAGAGGGCUGGGAUGAGGAUGGUCAUCAUUCGGAGGAGUCUCUGCACUAUGAGGGCAGAGCGGUGGACAUCACCACCUCAGACCGGGACAAGAGCAAGUAUGGCAUGCUGUCCAGGCUGGCUGUGGAGGCGGGCUUCGACUGGGUAUACUAUGAGUCCAAAGCCCACAUCCACUGCUCUGUGAAAGCAGAAAACUCGGUUGCAGCUAAGUCUGGAGGUUGCUUCCCUGGUUCGUCCAUCGUGAUCUUGUCAGAUGGAAGGACUAAACCAUUGAAGGAGCUCCAGGUGGGAGACAAGGUGCUGGCUGCAGACCAACAAGGACAUCUUGUUCCUAGUGACUUUCUAAUGUUUAUGGACCAGGACAAGCAGAUUAUGAGAGAUUUCCACGUCCUGGAGACUGAAGAGCCACGCUGCAGACUUACACUGACGGCAGCUCACCUGGUCUUUGUUAUGAGCAACAACAACAACAGCAGCGACAUUAGGGCCGUGUUCUCCAGUAAUGUAAAAGUAGGUCAGUGGCUUCUUGUUGUUGGGAAAGACCGUCCAGACCAUCUCAUCCCUGCAAGAGUGACAAGAAUUCAUGUGGAGAAAUAUCGAGGGUCCUAUGCACCCGUAACAUCUCACGGAACCAUCAUAGUUGACUGGGUUUUGGCAUCUUGCUAUGCGGUAGUUGAGGACCAUGACCUUGCACAUUGGGUUUUUGUGCCAGUCCGACUGUGGCGCACAUUCUUGUCCCUGGUCGGGAUGGUGAAAGAGCUCAGCAGUGUGUACCAAACGGAGGGUGUCCACUGGUACCCCGAGCUCCUCUACCAUGUGGGAAGUUGGGUUCUGGACAGCAGCUCUUUUUACCCACAAACAGGGCUUUAAAUUGACACCUGCCAACCUGCCAAAUGCGGGUAGAAAUGAACUUGUAAAGUUACUAGCCAAUU